Molecule: messenger RNA, 9554 nt
Organism: Mobula hypostoma (lesser devil ray)
Lineage: Eukaryota; Metazoa; Chordata; Chondrichthyes; Myliobatiformes; Myliobatidae
Gene: tln2b
Product: talin 2b
Exons: 59
Coding region: 345-7973 (2542 amino acids)
Biological process (GO): cell-cell adhesion
Cellular component (GO): plasma membrane; ruffle; cytoskeleton
Molecular function (GO): integrin binding; actin filament binding; structural constituent of cytoskeleton
Source: RefSeq, a predicted model, not a curated record
UGGAGCGCUUGCUGGCGGCGGGGGCUUGGGGGCCGGGCCCACGCCCACCCUCCACCGCCCGCCCAGGAAUGCUGAGGCGCCGGCCGCCUGCUCCCGACUCCCCGAGCCCAGCGUGAGUGUCUGUGCGGCGCGCCGGGCCGCUCCAUGCGCGCCGGGCCGCUCCAUCCGCGCCAAGCAUUUUGUGGGUCUGUGGAAAAUCGAUGUGGGAUGUCGGCGUGAAGGAGAUGACCUUGUGAGGAAUGUGAAUGAAUUACAAGUGGUAAAAUGCUGUCAUCAUACAAAAGAAGCCAGAAGAUUAACAUCUCGGUGCUCAGUGAGGUGUGGUGAAGGGUUUAAUCUCCAAGAUGGUGGCCCUGUCAUUGAAGAUCUGUGUUCGCCAAUGCAAUGUCAUCAAGACAAUGCAAUUCGAGCCCUCCACAGUGGUGUACGACGCAUGUCGCAUUAUCCGGGAACGUGUUCCAGAGGCUCAGAUUGGGCAAGCCUCUGAUUAUGGUUUGUUCCUGUCGGAUGAAGAUCCGAGGAAGGGGAUUUGGCUGGAAUCUGGUCGGACCUUGGAUUAUUACAUGCUUCGUAACGGGGAUGUUCUGGAGUACAAGAAAAAGCAAAGGCCUCAGAAAGUGAGGAUGCUUGAUGGAGCUGUGAAGACGGUCAUGAUUGAUGACUCCAAAACUGUUGGUGAACUUCUUGUACCCAUCUGCAGUAGAAUAGGCAUCACCAACUAUGAAGAAUAUUCAUUGAUCCAAGACAUUAUUGAAGAGAAAAAAGACGAAGGGACUGGCACGCUGAAGAAAGACCGAACUUUGUUACGGGAUGAAAAGAAGAUGGAGAAGUUGAAAGCCAAGCUGCACACGGAUGAUGACUUGAACUGGUUGGACCACAGUCGGACGUUCCGGGAACAAGGUGUCGACGAAAACGAAACCCUGCUGCUGAGGCGCAAGUUCUUCUACUCCGAUCAGAACGUGGACUCCCGAGACCCGGUGCAGCUUAACCUGCUUUACGUACAGGCACGGGAUGAUAUUCUGAAUGGCUCACACCCAGUUUCCUUUGAGAAAGCCUGUGAGUUUGGUGGCAUUCAGGCUCACAUCCAGUUUGGGGCCCACGUUGAGCACAAGCACAAGGCUGGAUUUCUGGAUCUGAAGGAGUUUCUGCCCAAGGAAUACAUCAAGCAGAGAAAUGCAGAGAAAAAGAUAUUUCAGGAACACAAAAACUGCGGGGAAAUGACUGAAAUCGAAGCGAAAGUGAAAUACGUUAAGCUGGCCCGCUCACUACGAACCUACGGGGUGUCGUUCUUUCUGGUGAAGGAGAAGAUGAAGGGGAAAAACAAAUUGGUGCCUCGACUACUGGGUGUCACCAAAGAUUCAGUGAUGCGAGUGGAUGAAAAGACCAAGGAAGUGAUGCAGGAGUGGCCUCUGACUACUGUCAAGCGUUGGGCUGCUUCUCCAAAGAGCUUUACUCUGGAUUUUGGAGAGUACCAGGAAAGUUACUACUCUGUUCAGACAACUGAGGGAGAGCAAAUCUCACAGCUGAUUGCUGGAUAUAUCGACAUCAUCCUGAAGAAGAAACAAAGUAAAGACCGGUUUGGACUGGAAGGGGAUGAAGAGUCGACCAUGUUGGAAGAAUCAGUGUCUCCUAAAAAAUCCACCAUUCUGCAGCAACAGUUUAACAAGACAGGCAAGAUAGAGCAUGCAUCUGUGGCAUUGCCAGCUGUGAUGAGGCCUGGAGCAGGUGGGCCAGAGAACUUCAACACAGGCACCAUGCCAGCUCCGCAACAACAGAUCCUGAGUGGGCAGAUGCAUCGGGGCCAUAUGCCACCACUGACAUCAGCACAGCAAGCAUUAAUGGGAACCAUUAACUCAAGUAUGCAGGCCGUUCAACAAGCCCAGUCUGACUUAACUGAGGUAGAUAACUUGCCCCCGCUGGGACAGGACAUGGCAUCCAAGGUGUGGGUUCAGAACAAAGUGGAUGAAUCAAAGCACGAGAUUCACUCGCAGGUUGACGCUAUCACAGCAGGCACGGCGUCAGUUGUCAAUCUCACAGCUGGAGAUCCUGCAGACACAGAUUACACUGCUGUCGGCUGUGCCAUCACAACCAUUUCCUCCAAUCUCACUGAAAUGUCCAAGGGAGUGAAGAUGUUGGCUGCCUUGAUGGAUGAUGAUGUUGGAAGUGGUCAGGAUCUUCUACGAGCAGCGAGAACAUUGGCUGGUGCCGUGUCUGAUCUGCUCAAGGCAGUCGAGCCUUCAUCAGGAGAGCCCCGCCAGACUGUGCUGACAGCAGCCGGGAGUAUCGGGCAGGCCAGCGGUGACCUCCUCCGACACAUUGGAGAGGGUGAAACGGAUGAACGGUUUCAGGAUGUUCUGAUGAACCUGGCCAAGGCUGUGGCAAAUGCAGCUGCUAUGUUGGUGCUGAAGGCGAAGAACGUUGCCCAGGUGGCUGAGGACACAAUCCUGCAGAACCGGGUGAUCGCUGCUGCCACGCAGUGCGCCCUGUCCACCUCACAACUUGUCGCCUGUGCCAAGGUGGUCAGCCCAACGAUCAGCUCCCCCGUGUGUCAGGAGCAGCUGGUGGAGGCUGGGAAGCUGGUGGAUCGCUCUGUCGAGGGCUGUGUCAGGGCUUGCCAAGCGGCAACUGACGACGGGGAGCUGCUGAAGCAAGUCAGUGCCGCUGCAAGUGUGGUCAGCCAGGCCCUCAACGAUCUCCUCCAGCACGUGCGCCAGUACGCCAGCAGGGGCGAGCCCAUUGGACGCUACGACCAGGCCACUGACACCAUCAUGACAGUUACCGAGAGCAUCUUCAGCUCCAUGGGUGAUGCAGGAGAGAUGGUUCGUCAGGCCCGGGUUCUGGCCCAGGCAACAUCCGACCUGGUGAAUGCGAUGAGAUCUGACGCAGAGGCUGAGAGUGAUGUGGAUAACUCAAAGAAGCUGCUGGCCGCUGCCAAGCUUCUGGCUGAUUCUACAGCGCGAAUGGUGGAAGCAGCAAAGGGUGCUGCUGCUAAUCCAGAGAACCAGGACCAACAGCAGAAGCUGCGGGAGGCAGCAGAGGGCCUGCGGGUUGUCACCAAUUCAGCUGCUCAGAAUGCCAUCAAGAAGAAGUUAAUUAACCGACUGGAGAACGCAGCCAAGCAGGCAGCAGCCGCUGCAACGCAGACCAUCGCUGCGUCUCAGAAUGCAUCAUCAUCCAACAAGAACACAGCCGCUCAGCAGCAACUGGUCCAGAGUUGUAAGGCUGUUGCUGAUCACAUCCCUCAGUUGGUGCAAGGAGUCCGAGGAAGUCAGGCUGACCCGGAGAACCUGACUGCCCAGCUUGCCCUGAUUAUCGCCAGUCAGAACUUCCUACAGCCUGGAAGUAAGAUGGUUUCCUCUGCAAAAGCCGCUGUGCCUACGGUCACAGAUCAGGCUGCUGCCAUGCAGCUUGGGCAAUGUGCCAAAAACCUCGCCACCAGUCUGGCUGAGCUGAGAACAUCUGUUCAAAAGGCUCAGGAGGCCUGCGGGCCCAUGGAGAUCGACUCCGCGCUGCAGUCAGUACAGACGUUGAGGAAUGAACUCCAGGAUGCCAAGAUGGCCGCAGUGGAUGGACAACUGAAACCGCUGCCUGGGGAAACGUUGGAAAAAUGCGCUCAGGAUUUGGGAAGUAUGUCCAAGGCCGUGGGCUCGUCGAUGGCCCAGCUUCUUACCUGUGCAGCACAAGGCAAUGAACAUUAUACAGGCAUCGCUGCACGAGAGACGGCUCAGGCCCUCAAGGCGCUGGCCUCAGCUGCCCGCGGGGUCGCAGCGUCCACUGACAGCCCGCCCGCACAGAACUCCAUGCUGGACGCGGCACGUGACGUCAUGGACGGAUCUGCCCUCCUGAUCCAGGAGGCCAAGCAGACGCUGGCCUCACCGGGAGACGCUGAGAGUCAGCAACGGCUGGCACAGGUGGCGAAGGCCGUGUCUCACUCUCUGAACAACUGUGUGAACUGUUUGCCUGGGCAGAAGGAUGUGGACAUGGCACUUAAAAGUAUUGGAGAGUCCAGCAAGAAACUGCUGGUGGACUUGUUGCCACCGAGUACCAAGAGCUUCCAGGAGGCGCAGAGUGAGCUGAACCAAGCUGCAGCGGAUCUGAACCAGUCUGCGGGCGAGGUGGUCCAUGCAUCCCGAGGGACCAGUCGGCAGCUGGCUGCCGCCUCCGGCAAGUUUAGUGAAGACUUUGACGAGUUCCUGGACGCAGGGAUUGAAAUGGCUGGGCAGGCUCAGACAAAAGAGGGUCAGAUCCAGGUUGUUGGUAACUUGAAGAAUAUCUCAAUGGCUUCCAGCAAGCUGCUGCUCGCUGCCAAAUCACUUUCUGUGGAUCCUGCAGCACCCAAUGCCAAGAAUCUCCUGGCUGCUGCUGCUAGGGCUGUUACAGAGAGCAUCAAUCAGUUAAUUACACUCUGCACUCAGCAGGCUCCCGGACAGAAGGAGUGUGACAAUGCCCUUCGAGAGCUCGAGACUGCAAAAGGCAUGCUCGAUAACCCCAGUGACCCGGUCAGUGACCUUUCCUACUUUGACUGUAUUGAAAGUGUGAUGGAGAAUUCCAAGGUCCUCGGUGAAGCCAUGGCAGGGAUCUCUCAGAAGGCCAAGACCGGUGAUCUUCCUGCAUUUGGAGACUCCGUUGGGAUUGCUUCGAAGGCGUUGUGUGGUCUGACAGAAGCUGCAGCUCAGGCAGGCUACCUGGUUGGCAUAUCUGAUCCCAACAGCCAGGCCGGGCACCAGGGGCUGGUGGAUCCUAUUCAAUUUGCCAGGGCCAACCAGGCGAUUCAGAUGGCUUGUCAGAACCUGGUGGAUCCAGCAAGCAGCCCAUCACAGGUGCUGUCUGCUGCCACCAUUGUUGCCAAGCACACUUCUGCUCUGUGCAAUGCAUGUCGGAUCGCUUCCUCUAAAACCGCCAAUCCUGUAGCCAAGAGGCACUUUGUUCAGUCAGCGAAAGAAGUUGCCAACAGCACAGCCAACCUUGUGAAGACGAUCAAGGCUCUUGAUGGCGAUUUCUCUGAAGAAAAUCGUGAAAAGUGCAGGUUGGCCACAACUCCUUUAAUUGAGGCUGUGGAAAAUUUGACAGCGUUUGCCUCAAAUCCUGAGUUUGUCAGCAUCCCAGCGCAGAUAGGAGCAGAGGGUGCCCAGGCCCAGGAACCAAUUCUUUCAGCUGCUCGAUCCAUGCUGGAGAGCUCAUCCUCCCUCAUCAAAAGUGCUCGGUCACUCGCCAUCAACCCGAAGGACCCCCCAACCUGGUCUAUCCUGGCGGGACACUCUCGCACUGUGUCAGACUCCAUUAAGAGCCUCAUAACAUCCAUCAGGGACAAGGCUCCAGGCCAGAGAGAAUGUGACUGUUCAAUUGACAACAUCAACAAGUGUAUUCGGGAGAUCGAGCAAGCAUCCCUGGCAGCUGUCAGUCAGAACUUGCCAACAAGAGAUGACAUUUCAUUGGAGGCCUUGCAGGAGCAGAUGAGUUCAACGGUGCAGGAAAUAGGACACCUGAUUGACCCGAUAACCACGGCUGCUCGCGGGGAGGCUGCUCAGCUGGGCCACAAGGUCACCCAGCUGGCCAGUUACUUUGAGCCUUUGACCCUGGCCUCAGUCGGUGUGGCAUCCAAAGUGCUCGACCACCAGCAGCAGAUGACUGUGCUGGAUCAGACCAAGACCCUGGCAGAGUCCGCUCUGCAGAUGCUGUACGCGGCCAAGGAGGGUGGCGGUAAUCCCAAGGCUUCGCACACUCACGAUGCAAUUACAGAGGCAGCUCAGCUCAUGAAGGAGGCCGUGGAUGAUAUUAUGGUAACACUCAACGAAGCUGCCAGCGACAUUGGAAUGGUGGGUGGUAUGGUCGAUGCCAUUGCUGAUGCAAUGAACAGAUUGGACGAGGGCACCCCUCCUGAACCAGAGGGAACUUUUGUCGACUACCAGACCACAAUGGUGAAAUAUUCCAAGGCGAUCGCAGUUACUGCCCAGGAGAUGAUGUCCAAGUCGGUGACCAGUCCUGAGGAGCUUGGGGGCCUAGCUUCCCAAGUGACUACUGACUACAGCCACCUUGCUCAUCAAGGUCGACUUGCAACAGCCACGGCUGACACCGAGGAGAUUGGAUUCCAGAUUAAGACACGAGUUCAAGAUUUGGGCCAUGGCUGUAUAUACCUGGUGCAGAAGGCAGGGGCUGUUCAGAUCAGCCCUAGUGAUAGCUUUACCAAAAGAGAGCUCAUCGAGUGUGCUCGUGCUGUGACAGAAAAGGUGUCCUUGGUCCUGUCUGCACUCCAGGCAGGCAACAGAGGCACGCAGGCCUGCAUCACCGCUGCUAGUGCCGUAUCCGGCAUCAUUGCUGAUCUGGACACCACCAUCAUGUUUGCCACAGCCGGCACACUCAAUGCCGAAAAUGAUGAGUCGUUUGCAGACCACAGGGAGAACAUCCUAAAAACAGCAAAGGCCCUGGUUGAAGACACCAAGUUCCUGGUGUCUGGAGCAGCAUCAAGCCAGGAGAAACUAGCCCAAGCUGCCCAGUCCUCUGUCAGCACCAUUACCCAGCUGGCUGAAGUGGUGAAGCAGGGAGCUGCCAGCCUUGGCUCCGAUGAUCCAGAAACACAGGUUGUACUGAUUAAUGCAGUGAAGGAUGUGGCUAAAGCACUUACUGACCUCAUCAGUGCCACGAAGUGUGCAGCUGGGAAACCCGCUGACGAUCCAUCAAUGUAUCAACUGAAGGGCGCAGCCAAGGUAAUGGUCACAAACGUCACCUCCCUUCUGAAAACAGUGAAAGCAGUAGAGGAUGAAGCCACGCGCGGUACAAGGGCUCUCGAGGGAACGAUAGAAAGCAUUAAACAGGAGCUGGCGGUUUUCCAAUCAAAAGAGGUACCAGCCAAGACUCAUACACCGGAAGAAUUCAUUCGAAUGACAAAAGGUAUCACAACCGCCACUGCCAAGGCAGUGGCUGCAGGGAACUCCUGUCGCCAGGAUGAAGUGAUAGCAACUGCCAACCUGAGUCGCAAGGCAAUUGUCGACAUGCUGACAGCUUGCAAGCAAGCAGCAUACCAUUCAGCAGUGAGUGAGGAUGUGCGAGGCCGGGCCUUGCAUUCAGCCACUGAAUGCACCGUGGGAUACAUGGAACUGCUGGAGCACGUCCUUGCGGUUGUUCAGAAGCCCACAGCCGAGCAGAAGCUUCAGUUGUCUGCGUACUCGAAGCGCGUUGCAGCUGCCGUCACCGAACUGAUCCAGUCAGCCGAAGCCAUGAAAGGCAUAGAGUGGGUGGAUCCUGAAGAUCCAACAGUUAUUGCAGAGGCAGAGCUGCUGGGAGCCGCGGCGUCCAUCGAGGCUGCUGCCAAGAAACUGGAGCAGCUGAAACCAAGGGCCAAGCCCAGGCAAGCAGAUGAGACCCUGGACUUUGAGGAGCAGAUUCUUGAAGCUGCUAAAUCGAUUGCGGCUGCCACCAGCGCAUUGGUGAAGUCUGCUUCUGCCGCUCAGCGGGAGCUGGUUGCCCAGGGAAAGGUGGGAGCUAUCCUUGCCAAUGCUGUGGAUGACGGCCAGUGGUCGCAAGGUCUCAUUUCUGCAGCCCGGAUGGUGGCUGCUGCAACAAGCAAUCUGUGUGAGGCAGCCAACGCCUGUGUACAGGGUCACGCCAGCGAGGAGAAGCUGAUCUCAUCGGCCAAGCAGGUGGCCGCCUCCACCGCACAGCUGCUGGUGGCCUGUAAGGUGAAGGCGGACUCUGACUCAGAGGCAAUGCAGCGGCUCCAGACAGCGGGAAACGCUGUGAAGCGGGCGUCAGACAACCUUGUCAGAGCAGCUCAGAAGGCAGCGUUCGACAAACCUGAUGAGGAAAAUAUUGUCGUCAAAACACGAUUUGUGGGUGGAAUUGCUCAGAUCAUUGCCGCCCAGGAGGAAAUGCUGAGGAAGGAGAAAGAGCUGGAAGAAGCUCGAAAGAAACUCGCACAAAUCCGCCAACAACAGUACAAGUUCCUGCCUUCAGAGCUGCGUGAAGAAGAGAGCUAGAUGACGGACACUGUCAACCAAACAAGCAUUGUAUCACAAGGAUCUCAAUACUUUCAGAAUUUGAGCCAUUGGGAACCUGAUGGUUUUGUACACUGAGGAGAUGGAACAUUGCAUUACCUAGGAUUUAUCCAAUUAUAGAUUGUAGCCCAGAAUAUGGUAGUUUAGUAUUGGCUUCCUGUACUCCCAAGGCUUGCAUGCACUAAAUACAAAUCAGGGAAGUCUACAGAGCAAGAUUAAUAUGGCCAGACCGCAUGUUAUAGUGUGCGGCAGAAAGCAAUUUGUGUACAGAAAGUGUUACUGAAGUGUGAGUCUGCCCUACGAGACUAAAGUAGGAAGACAGAAAAACUGUGGAUUCUCCAGGCAUUGAUAGAGAAGAGAUUGGCAGGUGAGCAGAGAAACCUUUGCUUUACUACAGGACUGAUCAAUGCUUUUUCACUACUGAUUGUCUGCCGAUCUGAGAGUGAUGCUUAGAAGUUAAUCUGCUUCCUCCAGGAACUGAGGCAACCCCCUUAAACGUUCCUGCAUUUACUUUGGCUGUUUUAUUCUAUGAUGUUCUGAUUCAAAUUGUUGAGAAGUGAUUUGUGCACAGUUCAGUUAAUCGCUCCCUUGAAUGCUGUUGUUCACUUUUCAGUAUCUGACUUUGGAAACCAAUUAAAAGUAAAUUGUUGAAAGGAAUUCCACCUUGUGUUCCCAAAGCUACCCUCAGUAAAGGGUCUUAAACACAGGAAGCACAGAAAAGCACCAUCCUUCAAGGGGACAAGAAACCACUACAAUUCCUAAUUCUUGGUCUGCUUUAAGGUGGUGGAUUCCCUAACAUGUUCAUUUUCCUAACAUGUUCAUCUGUCACCUGCUGUGUUUUCUGUAUUAGCUAGAGAGUUGCUCAUAGUGUGUCUUUGCUUAGUCUUUCUGUUGGCUGCAAUACUGUGCUAUAACUGGUAGGAGUUAAUCCACUAAAAUCAACCACUAAAAUCCCCCAGCUGAAUGUAUUCCUGCUGUGCCCAUAUAAGUCGUGUUCCCAAAGUCUUAAUGCAGGAGGGGUUCCCUCACUUCUACCACACAUCACUGCCCUCAACUCGCCUUGUAUGGUACAGUCAGCAAACCCCGUCUGCUGCUGCAAACAGAUUUUUUUAAAUUUGGAAAUUGCAUUCCACAAGCCUGCAUCAAGAUUCAUUGUAAUUUUUCUGUACGACAGCCCUGCGCCUCCCUGCUUGGGUCUGUCACCUUGGAGUGUUGUCUGUAAACUGGUAUCGGAAAGUCAACAGAUCCACUUGUUUUGAUAGAUAGCUGAGAAAUCUGAUUUUUAAAAAAAAAUAAACUUUAAUGUACUGAAAUUACUCAAUUUAAUCUAAUAUUGGCCUGUAAUUUGAGUUGUUUUUAAGGUGGUCUGUCUAAAACAAAGUAAGAGGCAGAUGCAAGAUAGAUGUUUUUUACAAGUUGUUGGCUUGCCGCCUUUGGUAUCAUCAGACUUUCAUUGAAGCAUCACAUAUAUAAAUCUACCGUGACAGAAUGUAUGUAACAUAAAGUGCUAAUUUAUCGGCCACAAAAACUAUUUUUUGUAUUCACCGAAAUAAAAGGUUUCAA